Molecule: messenger RNA, 25608 nt
Organism: Coregonus sp. 'balchen'
Lineage: Eukaryota; Metazoa; Chordata; Actinopteri; Salmoniformes; Salmonidae
Source: the annotation of a GenBank genome assembly
AUGGACCUGUGUGCUGAGGGGAAGCAUGACUGUGAGCAGAUCUGUAUUGCCUCGCCAGGCGUCUUCACCUGCAACUGCAAUGCUGGCUACACUCUCAACAACGACAAGAAGACAUGCACAAGUUAGUGAGGCCAAACAGUUGAAUGCAUUUAGCUAGGAGCAUAUUUAUCCAAACAGCUUAUUUAAGCCGGCUGCUUGGUAAGGUUUGCGGUGAUCAUUGCGAGUACAACAAAUCUACAUACUGUUCCAUAUUGAUCAAGCCCGAAACCCGCCUUUAAAAUAUGAAUAGUGAAAAUCUGUGCUAAAAUGUCAAUCAAUCAAUCAAAAUGAUUGGUAACGAUUAACUUUGACUAUACAGUGAGGGAAAAAAGUAUUUGAUCCCCUGCUGAUUUUGUACGUUUGCCCACUGACAAAGACAUGAUCAGUCUAUCAUUUUAAUGGUAGGUUUAUUUGAACAGUGAGAGACAGAAUAACAACAAAAAAUCCAGAAAAACGCAUGUCAAAAAUGUUAUAAAUUGAUUUGCAUUUUAAUGAGGGAAAUAAGUAUUUGACCCCCUCUCAAUCAGAAAGAUUUCUGGCUCCCAGGUGUCUUUUAUACAGGUAACGAGCUGAGAUUAGGAGCACACUCUUAAAGGGAGUGCUCCUAAUCUCAGCUUGUUACCUGUAUAAAAGACACCUGUCCACAGAAGCAAUUAAUCAAUCAGAUUCCAAACUCUCCACCAUGGCCAAGACCAAAGAACUCUCCAAGGAUGUCAGGGACAAGAUUGUAGACCUACACAAGGCUGGAAUGGGCUACAAGACCAUCACCAAGCAGCUUGGUGAGAAGGUAACAACAGUUGGUGCGAUUAUUCGCAAAUGGAAGAAACACAAAAGACUGUCAAUCUCCCUCGGCCUGGGGCUCCAUGCAAGGUCUCUCCUCGUGGAGUUGCAAUGAUCAUGAAAGCUGUGAGGAAUCAGCCCAGAACUACACAGGAGGAUCUUGUCAAUGAUCUCAAGGCAGCUGGGACCAUAGUCACCAAGAAAACAAUUGGUAACACACUACGCCGUGAAGGACUGAAAUCCUGAAGCCCGCAAGGUCCCCCUGCUCAAGAAAGCACAUAUACAGGGCCGUCUGAAGUUUGCCAAUGAACAUCUGAACGAUUCAGAGGAGAACUGGGUGAAAGUGUUGUGGUCAGAUGAGACCAAAAUCGAGCUCUUUGGCAUCAACUCAACUCGUCGUGUUUGGAGGAGGAGGAAUGCUGCCUAUGACCCCAAGAACACCAUCCCCACCGUCAAACAUGGAGGUGGAAACAUUAUGCUUUGGGGGUCAGGACAACUUCACCGUAUCAAAGGGACGAUGGGACGGGGCCAUGUACCGUUAAAUCUUGGGUGAGAACCUCCUUCCCUCAGCCAGGGCAUUGAAAUGGGUCGUGGAUAGGUAUUCCAGCAUGACCAUGACCCAAAACACACGGCCAAGGCAACAAAGGAGUGGCUCAAGAAGAAGCACAUUAAGGUCCUGGAGUGGCCUAGCCAGUCUCCAGACCUUAAUCCCGUAGAAAAUAUGUGGAGGGAGCUGAAGGUUCGAGUUACAAAACGUCAGGCUCGAAACCUUAAUGACUUGGAGAAGAUCUGCAAAGAGAAGUGGGACAAAAUCCCUCCUGAGAUGUGUGCAAACCUGGUGGCCAACUUCAAGAAACGUCUGACCUCUGUGAUUGCCAACAAGGGUUUUUCCACCAAGUACUAAGUCAUGUUUUGCAGAGGGGUCAAAUACUUAUUUCCCUCAUUAAAAUGCAAAUCAAUUUAUAACAUUUUUUGACAUGCGUUUUUCUGGAUUUUUUUGUUGUUAUUCUGUCUCUCACUGUUCAAAUAAACCUACCAUUAAAAUUAUAGACCGAUCAUGUCUUUGUCAGUGGGCAAACGUACAAAAUCAGCAGGGGAUCAAAUACUUUUUUCCCUCACUGUACCCAAUACACACAAAUCUAAGUAAAGCAAUGGAAUUAAGAAUAUAUAAAUAAAAAUAUGUACGAGCAAUGUCAGAGAGGCAUAGACUAAGAUACAGUAGAAUAGUAUAGAAUACAGUAUAUACAUCUGAGAUGAGUAAUGCAAGAUAUGUAAACAUUAUGUCGUGACGUGACUUGCAUUAAUGUGAUGACUGUUAUUUAUCGAAUCAACUAACUAUGUUUAAUUGUCACUAAAUUAAAUGAAUCAUGUAACAAUUAACUCAUUUGGAAUUUGGGGCACCACGGAAGAAGUUGUUUAAUGAGUACCAUCUCCCGAAUUAAACUCUUAGAAGAUAUAUACAGUGGGGAAAAAAAGUAUUUAGUCAGCCACCAAUUGUGCAAAUUCUCCCACUUAAAAAGAUGAGAGAGGCCUGUAAUUUUCAUCAUAGGUACACGUCAACUAUGACAGACAAAAUGAGAAAAAUUGUAGGAUUUUUAAUGAAUUUAUUUGCAAAUUAUGGUGGAAAAUAAGUAUUUGGUCAAUAACAAAAGUUUCUCAAUACUUUGUUAUAUACCCUUUGUUGGCAAUGACACAGGUCAAACGUUUUCUGUAAGUCUUCACAAGGUUUUCACACACUGUUGCUGGUAUUUUGGCCCAUUCCUCCAUGCAGAUCUCCUCUAGACCAGUGAUGUUUUGGGGCUGUCGCUGGGCAACACAGACUUUCAACUCCCUCCAAAGAUUUUCUAUGGGGUUGAGAUCUGGAGACUGGCUAGGCCACUCCAGGACCUUGAAAUGCUUCUUACGUAGCCACUCCUUCGUUGCCCGGGCGGUGUGUUUGGGAUCAUUGUCAUGCUGAAAGACCCAGCCACGUUUCAUCUUCAAUGCCCUUGCUGAUGGAAGGAGGUUUUCACUCAAAAUCUCACGAUACUUGGCCCCAUUCAUUCUUUCCUUUACACGGAUCAGUCGUCCUGGUCCCUUUCCAGAAAAACAGCCCCAAAGCAUGAUAUUUCCACCCCCAUGCUUCACAGUAGGUAUGGUGUUCUUUGGAUGCAACUCAGCAUUCUUUGUCCUCCAAACACGACGAGUUGAGUUUUUAACAAAAAGUUAUAUUUUGGUUUCAUCUCACCAUAUGACAUUCUCCCAAUCCUCUUCUGGAUCAUCCAAAUGCACUCUAGCAAACUUCAGACGGGCCUGGACAUGUACUGGCUUAAACAGGGGGACACGUCUGACACUGCAGGAUUUGAGUCCCUGGUGGCGUAGUGUGUUACUGAUGGUAGGCUUUGUUACUUUGGUCCCAGCUCUCUGCAGGUCAUUCACUAGGUCCCCCCGUGUGGUUCUGGGAUUUUUGCUCACCGUUCUGGUGAUCAUUUUGACCCCACGGGGUGAGAUCUUGCAUGGAGCCCCAGAUCGAGGGAGAUUAUCAGUGGUCUUGUAUGUCUUCCAUUUCCUAAUAAUUGCUCCCACAGUUGAUUUCUUCAAACCAAGCUGCUUACCUAUUGCAGAUUCAGUCUUCCCAGCCUGCUGCAGGUCUACAAUUUCGUUUCUGGUGUCCUUUGACAGCUCUUUGGUCUUGGCCAUAGUGGAGUUUGGAGUGUGACUGUUUGAGGUUGUGGACAGGUGUCUUUUAUACUGAUAACAAGUUCAAACAGGUGCCAUUAAUACAGGUAACGAGUGGAGGACAGAGGAGCCUCUUAAAGAAGAAAUUACAGGUCUGUGAGAGCCAGAAAUCUUGUGUCACGAUCGUCGGUAAGAGAUGAGGACCAAGGCGCAACGUUGAAUGCGAACAUAUUUAUUUAUAUAAUGAUCACACGAUCAAAACAACAAAACGAUGACGUGACAGUCAAUGGUCAAACACAAACCAACACGAACAAGAAACCACAAUGAAUGAAUGCCUAACGGCUACCUAAGUAUGACUCCCAAUCAGAGACAACGAGCUACAGCCGUCUCUGAUUGGGAGCCACCCUGGCCAACAUAGAUAUACAAACACUAGAACCAACACACAUGAAAACUCACACCCUGGCUCAACAUACUAGAGUCCCCAGAGCCAGGGCGUGACAGUACCCCCCCCCUAAAGGCGCGGACUCCGACCGCGCCAACCAAAUACCACAGGGGAGGGACCGGGUGGGCACUCCGCCUUGGCGGCGGAUCUGGCUCCGGGCAUGAUCCCCACUCGCUCUCUAACCCCCCAAAGUACCCCUGGUCCGGUCUGGCCCUGCUGACCGGAGCUGGACUGCACACUGGUGGAGCGGAUUGCUCUAGCUCCGGCGUGAAGCAGCUGACCCGUGCUGAACCAGGCACCAGAUGAACAGGCACGGGCUGUGCCGGACUGACAACGCACACCACUGGCUUGGUGUGGGGAGCAGGAACGGCCCGAGCCGGGCUGACGAAACGCACCCCUGACUUGGUGCGGGGAGCAGGAGCGGGCCGAACCGGGCUGACGAAACGCACCACUGACUUGGUGCGGGGAGCAGGAACGGGCCGAGCCGGGCUGACGAAGCGCACCAUUGACUUGGUGCGGAGAGCAGGAACGGGCCGAGCCGGGCUGACGAAGCGCACCACUGACUUAGUGCGAGGGGCAGGAACAGGCCGGGCCGGGCUGGCGACGUGUACCGUAGGCUUGGUGCGGGGAGCAGGAACAGACCAGACCGUACUGGGGACACACACCACUGGCCCUACACCGGGAUCUGGAACGGGCCGGACCGGACUGGUAACACACCCCAGUACCUCUCGCCGUGCCUCUACACCUUCCAUCCCCUCUUCGACCAGUGGCCCCCGUAACCUGGCGGCCUCCUCUGCCAACCCGCUGGACCACUCUAUCGCGGCCUCCUGCUACCCCGACGUCGUGAGCCCCCCCUAAAAAUUUUCUGGGGGUCUCUCUUCCCCGUGGGCCAGGCCUCUAUAGUUCUCGCCCAACUCUCGCUCUUCUGCUUCCAACUCCCUCCAUUCAGCUCCUCAUUUGGCUUGACCCAGUCGAAGCUCUUCCUCCACUGUUCCCAAGUCCACCCUCUCUGCUCCUCACUAGGCUUGACCCAGUCGAGGUUGCCACGGAGAUCUGCUAGCGAUUCCCCUGGCGAUGGCUCCUGGACACGCUGCUUGGUCCAGUUUUGGUGGUUUCUUCUGUCACGAUCGUCGGUAAGAGAUGAGGACCAAGGCGCAGCGUUGAAUGCGAACAUAUUUAUUUAUAUAAUGAUCACACGAUCAAAACAACAAAACGAUGACGUGACAGUCAAUGGUCAAACACAAACCAACACGAAUAAGAAACCACAAUUAAUGAAUGUCUAACGGCUACCUACGAGCUACAGCCGUCUCUGAUUGGGAGCCACCCUGGCCAACAUAGAUAUACAAACACUAGAACCAACACACAUGAAAACUCACACCCUGGCUCAACAUACUAGAGUCCCCAGAGCCAGGGCGUGACAUCUUGCUUGUUUAUAGGUGACCAAAUACUUAUUUUCCACCAUAUUUACUAAUACAUUUAAAAAUCCUACAAUGUGAUUUUCUGGACAAAAAAAAUUCUCAAUUUGUCUGUCAUAGUUGACGUGUACCUAUGAUGAAAAUUACAGGCCUCUCUCAUCUUUUUAAGUGGGAGAACUUGCACAAUUGGUGGCUGACUAAAUACUUUUUUUCCCCACUGUAUAUGUUAUAUACCGAUAACAGUCACUUAUUAAAUCAUUACCUGUCACGUUCGUUGAAGGACGGGUCAGACCAAGGCGCAGCGUGAAAUGCAUACAUGUUUAUUAUAAAGAAUAAACACACAAACAAAAACAACAAAACAACGUGAAGUGAAGUCCACAGGCUAAACACAAAUACAAUCCUCUACACGGAACAAGAUCCCACAACCAAUGAUGACAAACAGGCUACUAAAGUAUGAUCCCCAAUCAGAGACAAUGAGCGACAGCUGCCUCUGAUUGGGAAUCACACUCGGCCAAACAUAGAAACACAAUACCUAGAUUCUACACAUAGAAAACAUAACAUAGAUACUAAACAUGCACACCCUGACCAAACUAACAAGAGUUCUAUAGGUCAGGGCGUGACAUUACCUCAUCAGUCUCAUUCUGAACGUUGCAUAAUCCUUGAACCUGCAAGAACCCUAACCUUAUUGAGGAAUCAGCAAUACACAAAUUGGCUUAAUGAUUUAUUUACUAACUAACUAAAUAAUAACACAGAAUACAAACACACACACACACAUUAUAGGUUAUUGAUUACUAACAUAAUACAAUAAAACAGGUCCCUGGUUGACUGGACUAACAAUAGCAUGACUGCUUGGUUAGGGGAAGGAGGGGUCAAUAGAAAGCGAGUGAAAGGGAGAGACAGAGAUUCAACUUAUCGUUGUUUCAUUUGGAAACCACCGCUCAUUCGGAUAAGAAAUGCAAUGCAUAUUUACGCGUAGCUGUCCUUGAUCGUAGUCUCUCUGUUGAACCACUUUCUCAAAAGGGGUUUGAGUGUCCUAUCCCACUUCGGUGAGACUCGGCGUGUCUUCGAUUGGAGUGUUCGUUAGAUAGAUACUUCAGAUGUACCAACGGUUGUCUGAGAGGGAUUGUCCUUCCCAACUCGUGUCUUUAGUGAAAGUUCUAGACAACUUUGCAUGUACAGCUGCAGACUGAUGUGAUAAGGUCUAGUGCGUGUUCUUCUUCUCAUGUAGAGAUUGAGAGUUUCAAAGUUUCUCAAUUUCAAACGUAUGGAAUACCGUCUCACGUUUUCUGGUCUGUUGAGUGUCAACCAUUUGUAAAGUCCAGCUCCCGCUGCACAUCGGCUGGUCUUUCUCAUUCAAAGUUCUAACCAUUCUAAACGUGCAGUCGCCACGCUGACGUUUUCUGGUCUUUCUGGUCUAACCAUUUUAAGCCGUGUAGCCACAGCUCCACGCUUCCUGGUCUAAUGUUAAAGUUCUAACCAUUCUAUACGUGCAGUCGCCACUCUCACGUUUUCUGGUCUAAAGGUUUAUUUGUUUUUCAAGGCUUUUUAUGCCCUCUGGGUAAAAGGGACAUUCCAUCGUGAUCACACAAUCUCUGAUGUCACUCGGGGCAUGGCUAGUCACUGUGCAUAGUUGAUAUGAAAACUAUUAUCUAAUUAGAAGACUAAAUUCACAUUCCUAUCUUCACCAAAAUACUCUCAUACUUAAUCAUAUAUUUUAUACAACAUUUAGAUGUAAACUUGAUAGAUAGAAAAUGUACACUUUCCGAAUUACAAUUAUUUAUUGAUACCAUCCUUAAUGACAUCACAAAAUAAUAAACAAUAUGACAUGAUUAUUCUUUAGAGCCCCACUGACCAUUCCAAACAUUUGGUGGUUAGGAAUAAUGUUCCAAUGUCCAAUAUUUUGACGUUAGAGUUUUUGGGCGGCAAGAGUCUCUCUGUAACAAAGAGAUUUCUUUCUUUCCAUACAAGAUACCAAAAGGAGUCCUUUUCUGCAAACUAUUUAUGACCGGCUGUUAAGUCAUAAAACCGGCCCAACUCCCCCUUCUCCUUUCCUGUGGGAGAGAGGGGAGGUCUGGCUAUCUUUGAUGCUCACCAAGGAGAGAGUCAUGACAGUUAUUAAAGUGACUAGUAUUCCAUUUAUUAAUGUGGCCAGUGAUUUCUAAUCUAUGUAUAUAGGCAGCAGCCUCUAAUGUACUAGUGAAGGCUAUUUAACAGUCUGAUGGCCUUGAGAUGGAAGCUGUUUUUCAGUCUCUCGGUCCCAGCUUUGAUGCACCUGUACUGACCUUGCCUUCUGGAUGAUAGCGGGGUGAACAGGCAGUGGCUCGGUUGUUUUUUGUCCUUGAUGAUCUUUUUGGCCUUCCUGUGACAUUGGGUGCUGUAGGUGUCCUGGAGGGCUAGUAGUUUGCCCCCGGUGAUGCGUUGGGCAGACCGCAAUACACUCUGGAGAGCCCUGUGGUUGCGGGCGGUGCAGUUGCCGUACCAGGCAGUGAUACAGCCCGACAGGAUGCUCUCAAUUGUGCGUCUGUAAAAGUUUGUAAGGGUUUUAGGUGCCAAGACACAUUUCUUCACCACACUGUUUGUGUGGGUGGACCAUUUCAGUUUGUCAGUGAUGUGUACACCGAGGAACUUGAAGCUUUCCACCUUCUCCACUGCGGUCCCGUCGAUGUGGAUAGGGGUGUGCUCCCUCUGCUGUUUCCUGAAGUCCACGAUCAUCUCCUUUGUUUUGUUGACGUUGAGUGAGAGGGUAUUUUCCUGGCACCACACUCUCAGAGCCCUCACCUCCUCCCUGUAGGCUGUCUCAUCAUUGUUGGUAAUCAAGCCUACUACUGUUAUGUUGGCUGCAAACUUGAUGAUUGAGUUGGAGACGUGCUUGGCCACGCAGUCAUGGGUGAACAGGGAGUACAGGAUGGGGUUGAGCAUGCACUCUUGUGGGGCCCCAGUGUUGAGAAUCCGCGAAGUGGAGGAGUGGUUUCCUACCUACCACCUGGGGGCAGUGGUUCACAGGGCGAGGUUCAGACCCAGGGCCUCGAGCUUAAUGAUGAGCUUGGAGGGUACUAUGGUGUUGAAUGCUGAGCUAAGCAUUCUUACAUAGGUAUUCCACUAGUCCAGAUGGGAUAGGGCGGUGUGAUGGCGAUUGCAUCGUCUGUGGAUCUAUUGGGGUGGUAAGAAAAUUGAAGUGGUUCUAGGGUGGCAGGUAAGGUAGAGGUGAUAUGAUCCUUGACUAGUCUCUCAAAGCACUUCAUGAUGACAGAAGUGAGUGCUACGGGCAAUAGUCAUUUAGUUCAGUUAUUUUUCAAAAUGUACUAAAACAUUUCAUCCCUUUUGGCAUAAUCACUAACUGGCAGAAGCACCAUAAUGAUGACACUAUGCUGUCAUUGUAAUGUUGCAUCUAUUAAGAUAACUAAAUAUGAGCUCAUGCAUAGCAUUUGAUGGAUGUAUUCAACCUAAGGUCCGUGUCCCCGUAGGGGUCUGCCGAGGUACUGCAGGUGGUCCACGAAAAUAUAUAUAAUUAUUUAUUUCACUUAAAAAAUAUAUAUCUUUUCGUGGACCACCUGCAGUACCUCGGCAGAACCCUAAGGGGCCACGGAAAAAAAUAAAAACCGGAAAUAUCACAUUUACAUAUUACAUAUUCAGACCGUUUACUCAGUACUUUGUUGAAGCACCUUUGGCAGCCUUGAGUCUUCUGGGGUAUGACGCUACAAACUUGGCACACCUGUAUUUGGGGAGUUUCUCCCAUUCUUUUCUGCAGAUCCUCUCAAGCUCUGUCAGGUUGGAUGGGGAGCGUCGCUGCACAGCUAUUUUCAGGUCUCUCCAGAGAUGUUAGAUCGGGUUCUAGUCCGGGCUCUGGCUGGGCCACUCAAGGACAUUCAGAGACUUGUCCCGAAGCCACUUCUGCGUUGUCUUGGCUGUGGGCUUAGGGUCGUUGUGCUGUUGGAAGGUGUACCUUCGCCCCAGUCUGAGGUCCUGAGCGCUCUGGAGCAGGUUUUCAUCAAGGAUCUCUCUGUACUGUGCUCCGUUCAUCUUUCUCUCACCCCUGACUAGUCUCCUCGUUCCUGCCGCUGAAAAACAUCCCCACAGCAUGUUGCUGCCACCACCAUGCUUCACCGUAGGGAUGGUAUUGGCCAGGUGAUGAGCGGUGCCUGGUUUCCUCCAGACAUGACGCUUGGCAUUCAGUUCAAUCUUGGUUUCAUCUGACCAGAGAAUCUUGUUUCUCAUGGUCUGAGAGUCCUUUAGGUGCCUUUUGGCAAACUCCAAGCGGGCUGUCAUGUGCCUUUUACUAAGGAGUGGCUUCCGUCUGGCCACUCUACCAUAAAGGCCUGAUGGGUGGAGUGCUGCAGAGAUGGUUGUCCUUCUGGAAGUUUCUCCCAUUCCCACAUAGGAACUCUGGAACUCUGUCAGAGGCUCUUCUCCCCCGAUUGCUCAGUUUGGCCGAGCGGCCAGCUCUAGGAAGAGUCUUGGUGGUACUAAACUUCUUCCAUUUAAGAUUGACGGAGGCCACUGUGUUCUCGGGGAUCUUCAAUGCAACAGAAAUGUUGGGGUACCCUUUCCCAGAUCUGUGCCUCAACAUAAUCCUGUCUCGGAGUUCUACGGACAAUUCCUUCAACCUCAUGGCUUGGUUACUUAUGUAAAUAAGGUAUUUCUGUGUUUGUUUUUAAUAAAUUUGCAAAAAUGUCAAAAAAACUGUUUUCGCUUUGUCAUUAUGGGGUAUUGUGUGUAGAUUGAUGAGGGAAAAAUUGAAUUUAAUCAAUUUUAGAAUAAGGCUGUAACGUAACAAAAUGUGGAAAAAGUGAAGGGGUCUGAAUACUUUCCAAAUGCCCUAAUCACAGUCAACACACAUCUAUUUUGUAACAACAAGAUCAUGGAAUGAAAUAGAAUAAAUGUGAAAAUUAUAUUUCCCCCCAAAAAAUUUUUUUGAAGUGCAUAUAGGCCUACCUGAUGAUAUGUGGCUGCUGUGUUAAACAAUGAAUGGCUUUUUCUCGGAUUCAUUGAUGAUCAGAUACUUCAGUUGUAACUGGUUCUGUUGCUAUCAAUUUUUACAGUUGAUAGACAACUUUAGCACUGUUCCAAACUUAGACUAUCCUCCUUUUUAACAAUAGCCUGUAUAGAAAUCAAUCAAAUUCCGGUGCUGCAGCAUGCCCACAUUCGUUGUCAUGCUCUGUUGUGGUAUUACAAAAUAUUAUACUUGUCUCCAGUCAUGUAAAAUGAUGUAGAAUUGCAUUAAAUGCAUUUAUAAAAUACAUGUUUUUCUUGGAUCGCAAAUAAGAUGAUAGAUUCAUGCAGUGCUUUUAUUAUAAUUGAUAUAUUUUCACCAUAUGGAAAUGUAAUCCCCAUUUGCAAGGGUGGAAUUGUCAAUGUGUAUUUUUCGCCUGGUGUUGUCUUGACGGUAGAUGGCUGGUGGAGGAUAUGUGUCUUUUUAUGUUUAGGCCCUGAUGUAGGAGCUUGUAUGCGGUGGAGACUUUGCUAUUUACCUCAAUCUAUUGAGGUUAAAGAGUCUGCUGUUGUGUACAUCAUUUGGACUCCCUGAUGCAAAUGUUGGCCUGUGAAGUUGAUGGCUAGCCUGGCUUACACCAGACCACAUGGUACUGUGUACCGACUGUCAACUGUUGAUAUGUUAACAAUAGUUUUAGUGAUACGUUUUGAGUGAUUGCACUGAUUGGUUAUCACCAACUUUUUUUCUUUGGGGGUUGAAACCUCUCAGUUUUUGGAUUUGAAAAACAAGGCCCCCCUUGCUUGUGUUGGUGUAAGUAUUUUCCUGGUGGUGUACAGAAAGGAGAGCCUCUGUAUUUCCCACAAAUAUGCCUUUUAAAAGAUGGUAAUCAGAGUGUCGCUGAGUGUGGAGAUGUUCUCCUUGUGCCAGAUCUUCAAGAGCAGAGCAUAUACACUACAUGACCAAAAGUAUGUGGACACCUGCUAGUUAAACAUCUCAUUCCAAAAUCAUGGGCUCCACUCUUCUGGGAAGGCUUUCCACUAGAUGUUGGAACAUUGAUGCAGGGACUUAUUUCCAUUCAGCCACAGGAGCAUUAGUGAGGUUGGGCGCUGAUGUUGGGCGAUUAUGCCUGGCUCGCAGUGUUCCAAUUCAACCCAAAGGUGUUCGAUGGGUUUGAGGUCAGGGCUCUGUGCAGGCCAGUCAAGUUCUUCCACACCGAUCUCGACAAGCCAUUUCUGUAUGGACCUCGCUUUGUGCACGGGGCAUUGUCAUGCUGAAACAGGAAAAGGCCUUCCCCAAACUGUUGCCACAAAGUUGGAAGCACAGAAUCGUCUAGAAUGUCAUUAUAUGCUGUAGCGUUAAUAUUUCCCUUCUGGGAACUAAGGGGCCUAUCCCGAACCAUGAAAAACAACCCCAGACCAUUAUUCCUCCUCCACCAAACUUUGCAGUUGGCACUAUGCAUUCGGGCAGGUAGCGUUCUCCUGGCAUCCGCCAAAACGAGAUUCAUCCAUCGGACUUCCAGAUGGUGAAGCGUGAUUCACGACUCCAGCCAACACUUGGCAUUGCGCAUGGUGAUCUUAGGCUUGUGUGCGGCUUCUUGGCCAUGGAAACCUAUUUAAUGAAACAGUUCUGACGUUGCUUCCAAGGCAGUUUGGAACUCGGUAGUGAGUGUUGCAACCGAGGACAGACGAUUUUUACGCGCUAUGCACUUCAGCAUUCGGCGGUCCCGUUCUGUGAGCUUGUGUGGCCUACCACUUCGCGGCUGAGCCGUUGUUGCUCCUAGACGUUUUCACUUCACAAUGACAGCACUUACAGUUGACCAGGGCAGCUCUAGCAGGGCAGAAAUUUGACGAUCUGACUUGUUGGAAAGGUGGCAGGUUGAAAGUCACUGAGCUCUUCAGUAAAGCCAUUCUACUGCCAAUAUUUGUCUAUGGAGAUUGCAUGGCUGUGUGCUCGAUUUUAUACAGUCAUGGUCAAACGUUUUGAGAAUGACACAAGUAUUGGUCUUCACAAAGUUCGCUGCUUCAGUGUUAUGAGUUAUUUUUGUCAGAUGUUUCUAUGGUAUACUGAAGUAUAAUAACAAGCAUUCCAUAAGUGUCAAAGGCUUUUAUUGACAAUUACAUUAAGUUUAUGCAAAGAGUCAAUAUUUGCAGUGUUGACCCUUCUUUUUCAAGACCUCUGCAAUCCGCCCUGGCAUGCUAUCAAUUAACUUCUGGGCCACAUCCUGACUGAUGGCAGCCCAUUUUUUGCAUAAUCAAGGCUUGGAGUUUGUCAGAAUUUGUAGGUAUUUGUUUGUCCACCCGCCUCUUGAGGAUCAACCACAAGUUCUCAAUGGGAUUAAGGUCUGGGGAGUUUCCUGGCCAUGGACCCAAAAUGUCGAUGUUUUGUUCCCCAAGCCACUUAGUUAUCACUUUUGCCUUAUGGCAAGGUGCUCCAUCAUGCUGGAAAAGGCAUUGGUCGUCACCAAACUGUUCUUGGAUGGUUGGGAGAAGUUGCUCUCUGAGGAUGUGUUGGUACCAUUCUUUAUUCAUGGCUGUGUUCUUAGGCAAAAUUGUGAGUGAGCCCACUCCCUUGGCUGAGAAGCAACCCCACACAUGAAUGGUCUCAGGAUGCUUUACUGUUGGCAUGACACAGGACUGAUUUUAGUGCUCACCUUGUCUUCUCCGGACAAGGUGUUUUCCGGAUGCCCCAAACAAUCGGAAAGGGGAUUCAUCAGAGAAAAUGACUUUACCCCAGUCCUCAGCAGUCCAAUCCCUGUACCUUUUGUAGACUAUCAGUCUGUCCCUGAUGUUUUUCCUGGAGAGAAGUGGCUUCUUUGUUGCCCUUCUUGACACCAGGCCAUCAUCCAAAAGUCUUCGCCUCACUGUGCAUGCAGAUGCACUCACACCUGCCUGCUGCCAUUCCUGAGCAAGCUCUGCACUGGUGGUGCCCCGAUCCCACAGCUGAAUCAACUUUAAGAGACGUUCCUGGCGCUUGCUGGACUUUCUUGGGCACCCUGACGCCUUCUUCACAACAAUUGAACCUCUCUCCUUGAAGUUCUUGAUGAUCCGAUAAAUAGUUGAUUUAGGUGCAAUCUUACUAGCAGCAAUAUCCUUGCCUGUGAAGCCCUUUUUGUGCAAAGCAAUGAUGACGGCACGUGUUUCCUUGCAGGUAACUAUGGUUAACAGAGGAAGAACAAUGAUUUCAAGCACUACCCUCCUUUUAAAGCUUCCAGUCUGUUAUUCUAACUCAAUCAGCAUGAGUGAUCUCCAGCCUUGUCCUCGUCAACACUCUCAUCUGUGUUAAUGAGAGAAUCACUGACAUGAUGGCAGAUGGUCUUUUUGUGGCAGGGCUGAAAUGCAGUGGAAAUGUUUUUUGGGGAUUAAGUUCAUUUUCAUGGCAAAGAGGGACUUUGCAAUUAAUUGCAAUUCAUCUGAUCACUCUUCAUAACAUUCUGGAGUCAAAACUGAGGCAGCAGACUUUGUGAAAAUUUGUAUUUGUGUCAUUCUCAAAACUUUUGACCACGACCUGUCAGCAACGGGUGUGGCUGAAAUAGCCGAAUCCACUAAUUUGAAGGGGUGUCCACAUACUUUUGUAUAUAUAGUGUAGCUACCUCAAUCAUUAUUUUAAAUCAUUUUGGUGACUUCACAGCAAUUGAUAGCUGGCUAGCUAGCAGGCUCAGCAAAAUAAAAAUUCCCCUAUAUACAGCCACGUCUCAUAGUCAUGAGAUUUGUAAAUGAAAGAGGAAUAUAAUAAUACCAAUCGAAUAGAGUUUCUCCAUCUCCCCAUUCAGAGUAUUUGUGGUGCAGCACAGAAAUGCCCUUAUCCAGAUUGUGUGACAAAGGCAUUUCCUAACAGACCUGCUACCUCAAGCAGACAGAGACGCAAGAACAAUUCGUCUGCCAGCUCAGGGACAAUUUCAUAAACGGGAGACAUUAGAGAUGCGAAAAAACAUGGUUGUGUUUUGUUCUACCUCGGGUAGAGGUAUCUAGACUAAGAGUCAAAAGUUUAUAUUAAGUCUAAAAUGACCACAUGGUUGCUUUUGCUCCCAUCAUUUCCCUUGCUGUUGUUGUGCUUUGAAAAUCAUGUCUGUUUUCCCUCUGGAUGGGAGAAAACCACACUGCGAUUAUGGGAUUUCUUCUGACAGGAGUAGGAGUCGGUUGGCCAGCAUGCAGGUAAGUAAUUUCCUGGUGGUAUUUAGGAGGGAAAUGCCUUUGUAUUUCCCACAAAUCUGCCUCCUACCCCAUUUUAAAGAUCAGGGUGUCCCUGAAUGGUUUGAUUCAUUCUGAAAGUUGCGAUAUUCAGUUCUACAACCCAUGGUAAUGUUGGAAGAUCAGUGUACAUAGAAUUAUAAUAUGGAGAAUAGUGUACAGUAUAGGCUAUACAGUACCAUCGUCUAUUGUCUCCAUCGGGUUCAAACUGUUACGGCUUGGUCUGCGCUCUGCUCCAUAACGAUUGAAUAAGCCUACAUGUCAUUUUUUAAAUAUUAUCAACUGUUACUAAUGAUCCUUUGCAACAACCACAUGGCCAUGAGAGCGUUUACAGAGGAAGCAAAUAAAGGUAAACAAAACAAUGUAAUUAGUUCUCUCCACCGGGAUUAGAUUGAUUCAUCAUCCUUCAGCAGCUUUUUCAGGAUAUUUUGUAUGACAGAAGAGUGUAUUGCAUUUGGUUAGGAGAAGAACUACAUUUUAGUUGGUAUUGCCGGUACCUUGCUUUUCAAUUGUGCCUCUUCAAUGGUUGUGGUCCCAGCCAAACCCUAUGAAUUCCUGGUUAAUCAGCUGGUUUACCUUUUCAGAAGAAGGUGUAGCUGCCUUUGUCUUCCUUCAGUUGCCCUUCAUCUGCCAGUUGGGUUUUGGCGAGGGCAGCACUGUGAAUCCAAUAUCUUCUCAGUUCUCUUGGAAUGAUCGCAGUUCAUCUCUCAGGUUGAUCACUGUUCACAUUGUUCAUCAGAGUUUGAACGUUCCACGCUCCAAAAUGAAAAUGUUUGGUUUCUGAAGAAGAGGUGAUCCUACUGGCAACUCCAAUGGCAUGGAGCCUGUGACGAUUGAGGACCUCUCGCUACUGCAGUCUUCCUCCACCUUUACAACCAUUGUGACCAUUAUCUUCUGCCUGCUCUGCAGUUAAGGUCUUUGUUGGAUCACACUUUGCCUGUAACCUCUGACCUUACCGCCACGGGUGAGCCCCUACCAGGAGCUUAAGCUCCAGACAGCAUCUCAGCAACUCGACCACGGCAAGGUGGUGAUCCCUGGUGACCCUGGGUCAUUAUGGGAUGAUACUAAGACAUUAUAAGAAUGUGAUACAUGAUUAUAAUGACUGCAGGAUAAUGCAUUAUACGUCUUAGUGAAGUGUAACCUGGACAUGAGUGUCUCUGUUUUUUUUUCUGUCACACAGUGACAGACCUGUGUGCUGAGGGGAAGCAUGACUGUGAGCAGAUCUGCAUCGCUUCCCCAGGCGCCUUCACCUGUGACUGCAACAUUGGAUUCACCCUCAACGCUGGCAAAAAGACCUGCACACGUUAGUGAGGCCAUCAUCAGACCAAACAGUAGAAUGCAUAGGGGUAGAUGUAUACAACAGCGUAUUUGAGGUGGCUGCUGGGUGAGAUUUGUGGUGAACAUUGCGAGCUCAACAAAUCUACAUACUAUUCUGUAUUUAUCAAGCUUGAGACCCGCCAUUAAAAUACAUAUUUUCUGUCCUUAUUACUUGCACACAACAGGAUUUUGUUGAAAUUUCUGAUCAGACCUGAGUUCAAACAGUAUGUGUUUUCUUUCUUAGAUUUUUAGCGUUUGAUUGAGCCUGCCAGGAGUGCCAGUUUGCACAUUUGGGACUAUGUCAUUGGUUGAAGUGCUCCAAGUAAGCUCAAUCAAAAGCAGCCAAAGUAUUCAAAACAACACAAAUACUAUUUGAACCCAGGUCUGUUUCUUAUAUAAACAUAUGUGCUGUUGGUCACAAUCAAAAAACAUUAAGUUGCCUUUAAGCCAUGUAGUUCAUCUUUAACUACAUUGGUAACAGAAUGCAAUUACUGGCUAGCUUAUGCUACCAGCUUAUCCGAACAAGAGUUAGCAUUUAGCAAAUAUUUUUCUACACCCGAAAAUGACAACUUCUAAAUGUUAUGCAGCGGAAACAGCCAAACCUAUCAAAAUCUGAUUUUAGUUGCCGCAUUGUAAGCCUCUUCGAAAUUUGAUAAAUGUGCACUUUGUUAGUAUGAGCUUUUUUGAAUGGUUGCCAAUGACAGUGUCCUUGUGCUAUCCCCCACGGCGUUCCAUUGAUCCCGGACAUAACCUACGACACUACACACUUCUCAUCCACUGCCCCUCAGUUUGUCAGUCUCUCCAUGUGUGUUUGUCGUCCACAGAUCUUGACCUGUGUAACACAGUGGAGCAUGGCUGUGAGCACCAGUGUGUCAGUACCCCAGGAUCCUACUACUGCAUCUGCCCUGAGGCACAGCUACUGGCGGAGGAUGGAAAAGGCUGUGGAAGUAAGCAUACUUCACACACCCACUGAGUACAAUAAUGAAUACCCUCUACAACUCCUGUGGUUCACCAGGAUGCAAUGGCUCUAUACAACUACUACUAUUCAGUUGUCCCUCUGUAGUAUCUAGAAUAUCAUAUCUAAUGUGCUCUAGGACUAGAACUGGAAUUACAUAACCUACAAAUAAAACCUCUUCCUAAAUAAAAUAUUUAGCCAGGUAAGUCAUUGAGAAUUUUUUUUUAUUUUUACAAUAAGUACCUGGUAACAUGCAUAAUAACUGCACAUCCCACAGUGUAUUAUUUAAAAACAAAUACCAAAUGUGUUUUGUUUUUUUGUUCGGUAGGUUAUAGGUACAUUAUCCAUUACCUGCAGGCUACCACUCAAAAGAAGAAGAAAAACUAAGAAAUAUAUACAGAGUUUAAUUAAUAAUACAUUCAGUAUACACAGGAAAAUAAAAUAAAAAAGAAGUGGGCCUCCACACCCAACCUCCCAUCUCAUUCUCCCAACCCCGCCCAGCCAACAUGUCACCAUCCCAGAUAAUGUAUUUAUAAAUCCCAUCAUUGGGUGGUUCGGUAGUUGGGUUGCCCAAGGGACUCCAUAGGCCAGCAUAGCUGACUUAUUUGUAUAUAUAUAAACGAUUAUUUGACUGAUAAUGUGUAUGUAUCUUUCAAAUCUUGGAAUGUUCUCAAACCAUUACUGUCCAUGAUAUUGGCAAGGGUACUGAUUCCACAUUUGGACUAUUGGGGGGAUGCAAAAGACUGCCCUCCAGAUCACAAGGCAUUAUUGUGAAAUAGGGAGCAUGGGCAUACCGUUUUGCGCCAAUAGAAAUUGUGUGAGCAAUAAUAGGACCGAAGCGAUGUUUACAUUGUUUAAGGGAUAUAUCAGUGAAGACCACCUCUUCCAGGGCAAUAGGAGACAACAUAUUUCUCUCUAUACUCAGCCAGGGGGUGGAAGAAUCAUGUCUAAACUAAUUUAGGAUUGGGCGAAAUGCUAGCGCCUAGAAAUACAAUUUAUAAUUUGGUACGAAUAGUCCUCCUAUGUCUUUCCUUAUAUACAUUUUCAAAAGCUUUUUCUUCAUCGAGAGAUAAUACAGCCCAAGGAGCUGUUGUUUCUGAUGAAUCCCACAGUGUUUUAUGAAAUACCUACAAUCCUUGCAUGGUAAAUGCAACAAGGGCAUGUUACUGUAUGAAAAGUGCCCUGAUUCCCCUCAUGUCCCACCCAGCCUGCAGAUCAGCCAACAUCGACCUGGUCCUCCUCAUCGACGGCUCCAAGAGUGUGCGUCCCCAGAACUUUGAGCUGGUCAAGCAGUUUGUCAACCAGGUGGUGGACUCCCUGGACGUGUCGGCGCAUGGGACACGAGUGGGCCUAGUGCAAUACUCCAGUCGCGUGCGCACCGAGUUCGCCCUCAACAUGUACCAGACGGCGGAUGACAUCAAGAAGGCGGUGAUGAACGUGGAGUACAUGGAGAAGGGCACCAUGACGGGCCUGGCUCUCAAGCACAUGGUGGAGAACAGCUUCUCAGAGGCCGAGGGCACCCGCAAGAACGUCCCUCGCGUGGGCCUGGUCUUCACUGAUGGCCGCUCUCAGGACGACAUCACCGAGUGGGCCAAGAAAGCCAAAGAAGCAGGUAGGUGACACAGGGGCUGUAAUAUUUAUUUGCCUGAUUUAUUAUAAAGCUCCUGCAGUAAUGUUUACAUAGGACCAAUAGCAUUAAGAUGAGAUUAUCUUUCUAUAAUGAGAAGUCAUGUAACAUGGUUUUGAAAUGUAAAAGCCUACUACUUACUACUUUGGUGUGUGGCUAGCUCUUUCAACAAAACAAUGCUUGCAAUCAAAUACAAUUCAGGACUUCAUCCACCACUUUAGUGAGAUACUGCAUUGUCCUGUGUGCCAGGUAUCACGAUGUAUGCUGUUGGCGUUGGGAAGGCCGUGGAGGAUGAGCUGCGCGAGAUUGCCUCGGAGCCACUAGACAAGCACUUCUUUUAUACCACUGACUUCACUUUCAUCAACCAGAUAGCAGAGAACCUCAAGCUCAACAUCUGUGCAGGUACUCUAUUCUAUGAUCAAAGCAAAUCACAACCAGUCAGAAUUUGUUAUUUUAGAGCACCAUCUAGAGUCAGGCAAAGAUAAUAGAGAGGAUAAGGUUAAAUACUUUUUACACAAUAGACACCUCCUUACAUUUCUUAAUUUGGAGAGCUUAUGAAAGUGAUAGAAUUAAAUAGAAAUGUUUUUUUUUUCACUGUGUGUGUGUGGUUUUGUGUGCCUCAGUUGGUAGAGCAUGGCGCUUGCAACGCCAGGGUUGUGGGUUCAAUUCCCAUGUGGGACCAGUAUGGAAAAAGUAUGAAAAUGUAUGCACUCACUACUGUAAGUCGCUCUGGAUAAGAGUGUCUGCUAAAUGACUUAAAUGUGAAUGUGUGUUUUCAGAGGAGAGCCAGGGAGAGAUUGAGGUAAAAAACCCAUGUGCCUGUGAGAGUCUGGUUGAGUUCCAGCAAGCCACAAUGACCAAUCUGGAGCAGCUGACAACAAAACAUAUCCUUUUAUACACAGUUCCUGUUCAUUUAAUGUGAACUUUGUAGCUUGUCCUUUACCUGUUGUAGCAUGAUGAAUUAUGUACACACUUGCAGCUGAGGCAAAACUAACACACACCCAAAUAUUGUUCAUUUACACUAGUCAGGGUGCCUGUUCCUCUAGUCUAUUUCUUUGAUAUUGCACUUGCCAAAAUCUUCCCCCCACAAAGCCAGAAAAUUGCCCUGAACAUAAAAUCAACCAGUGUUUGUUAUCUCUGGUAAAAUGAUUGUUUAGCUCUCUGGACAAUAUUAAACAUGAUUGGACAUCAAAGGGCAUAAAGAAUACUCAAAACAAUCAUCAAUCUAUACGUUAAUGUCCAGUUUCCUGGACACAGAUUAAGUUUAGUGCUGGAUGAAAAUGUUAUUUCAAUGGAGAUUCUUCAUUCAGCUAUUUAGUCCAGGACUAGGCUUAAACUGUGUCCGGGAAUUGGCCCAAAAUGAAAAGAAAGAUUUGGUUAAAUUCAUCUGUAUACAGUACAUUUGUGUUGGAUUCUGAUCACUUUCAUUAACGGUAAAAGGUAACAUUCAUGACCAUGUCUGUUCUGGUCUUCAUGGGAAACUAUCACUUUUAACUCAAGCAUAACAUACCAAAUCUUUCACUAGCCCCCAAUUCAUCACUGUGGAAAUAGAUCAAUGUCUACUCAAGGGCUCUAGAAACAGAUUUGUCCAAAGAGGGAACACUAUCUGAAAGGACAACGUCUGAGAGCGUUUUUUUGUUUCUAAGACCAAUUGUUUAUUUGUCUUGUAAAUGCUUAGCGGUUAGAGGUGAUGAGGACCUACAACGGCACUUCUGUUGCAGUGGAAUUCGACGUCAGUCCCCAUCAUGCUAUUGCACUGGGUAGCACAUAACGAUCUUUUGAUUGAUUAUGCACAUGGCUACUUUUCAUUGGGAGGACAUCUUUUUUGUGCAGAGCCUAUUAUGACAUUUAUGCAGAAGGUAUCACUAGUGCUAUUAGAGAGUAUAAAGUGUAGCCUAUUGAUUAACAAGUAUGAGUAGAUUUACUGAUGGCCAUUGAUCCAGAUUUUUCAGAUACUACCUUGUUAUUUUGUCCUAACACUUUACUGUUUUGUGAUAUCAAUUACUAUAACGAAAUGCUUUAUUACAUUUACAUUUACAUUUUAGUCAUUUAGCAGACGCUCUUAACCAGAGCGACUUACAGGAGCAAUUAGGGUUAAGUGCCUUGCUCAAGGGCACAUUUACGUCAUUUAGCAGACGCUCUUAAACAGAGCGACUCACAAAUUGGGUGCAUUCACCCUAUAGGCAGUGGGAUAACCACUUUACAAUUUUUUUUGGGGGGGGGGGGGGGGGGUAGAAGGAUUACUUUAUCCUAUCCCAGGUAUUCCUUACAGAGGUGGGGGUUUCAAAUGUCUCCGGAAGGUGGUGAGUGACUCCGCUGUCCUGGCGUCGUGAGGGAGCUUGUUCCACCAUUGGGGUGCCAGAGCAGCGAACAGUUUUGACUGGGCUGAGCGGGAACUAUGCUUCCGCAGAGGAAGGGGAGCCAGCAGGCCAGAGGUGGAUGAACGCAAUGCCCUCGUUUGGGUGUAGGGACUGAUCAAAGCCCGAAGGUACAGAGGUGCCGUUCCCCUCACUGCUCCAUAGGCAAGCACCAUGGUCUUGUAGCGGAUGCGAGCUUCAACUGGAAGCCAGUGGAGUGUGUGGAGGAGGGGGGUGACGUGAGAAAACUUGGGAAGGUUGAACACCAGACGGGCUGCGGCAUUCUGGAUGAGUUGUAGGGGUUUAAUGGCACAGGCAGGGAGGCCAGCCAACAGCGAGUUGCAGUAGUCCAGACGGGAGAUGACAAGUGCCUGGAUUAGGACCUGUGCCGCUUCCUGUGUAAGGCAGGGUCGUACUCUCCGAAUGUUGUAGAGCAUGAACCUGCAGGAGCGGGUCACCGCCUCGAUGUUAGCGGAGAACGACAGGGUGUUGUCCAGGGUCACGCCAAGGCUCUUCGCACUCUGGGAGGAGGACACAACGGAGUUGUCAACCGUGAUGGCGAGAUCAUGGAACGGGCAGUCCUUCCCCGGGAGGAAGAGCAGCUCCGUCUUGCCAGGGUUCAGCUUUAGGUGGUGAUCCGUCAUCCAUACUGAUAUGUCUGCCAGACAUGCAGAGAUGCGAUUCGCCACCUGGUUAUCAGAAGGGGGAAAGGAGAAGAUUAGUUGUGUAUCGUCAGCGUAGCAAUGAUAGGAGAGGCCAUGUGAGGAUAUGACAGAGCCAAGUGACUUGGUGUAUAGGGAGAAAAGGAGAGGGCCUAGAACUGAGCCCUGGGGGACACCAGUGGUGAGAGCACGUGGUGCGGAGACAGCUUCUCGCCACGCCACUUGGUAGGAGCGACCGGUCAGGUAGGACGCAAUCCAGGAGUGAGCCGCGCCGGAGAUGCCCAGCUCGGAGAGGGUGGAGAGGAGGAUCUGAUGGUUCACAGUAUCAAAGGCAGCAGACAGGUCUAGAAGGACAAGAGCAGAGGAGAGAGAGUUAGCUUUAGCAGUGCGGAGAGCCUCCGUGACACAGAGAAGAGCAGUCUCAGUUGAAUGACCAGUCCUGAAACCUGACUGGUUUGGAUCAAGAAGGUCAUUCUGAGAGAGAUAGCAAGAGAGUUGGCUAAAGACGGCACGCUCAAUAGUUUUGGAAAGAAAAGAAAGAAGGGAUACUGGUCUGUAGUUGUUGACAUCAGUGGGAUCGAGUGUUGGUUUUUUGAGAAGGGGAGCAACUCUCGCUCUCUUGAAGACGGAAAGGGCCAUGGCCAGCGGUCAAGGAUGAGUUGAUCAGCGAGGUGAGGUAGGGGAGAAGGUCACCGGAGAUGGUCUGGAGAAGAGAGGAGGGGAUGGGGUCAAGCGGGCAGGUUGUUGGGCGGCCUGCAGUCACAAGUCGCAGGAUUUUAUCUGGAGAGAGAGGGGAGAAAGAAGUCAAAGCAUAGGGUAGGGCAGUGUGAGUAGGACCAGCAGUGUCAUUAGACUUAACAAACGAGGAUCGGAUGUCGUCAACCUUCUUUUCAAAGUGGUUGACGAAGUCAUCCACAGAGAGAGAGGAAGGGGGGGGGGGGGGGGGGGGGGGGGGAGGAUUCAGCAGUGAGGAAAAUGUGGCAAAUAGCUUCCUAGGGUUAGAGGCAGAUGCUUGGAAUUUAGAGUGGUAGAAAGUGGCCUUAGCAGCAGAAACAGAUGAAGAAAAUGUAGAGAGGAGGGAGUGAAAAGAUGCCAGGUCGGCAGGGAGUUUAGUUUUCUUCCAUUUCCGCUCCGCUGCCCGGAGCUCUGUUCUGUGAGCUCGCAAUGAGUCAUCAAGCCACGGAGCUGGAGGGGAGGACCGAGCCGGCCGGGAGGAUAGGGGACACAGAGAGUCAAAGGAUGCAGAAAGGGAGGAGAGGAGGGUUGAGGAGGCAGAAUCAGGAGAUUGGAGGGAGAAGGAUUGAGCAGAGGGAAGAGAUGAUAGGAUGGAAGAGGAGAGAGUAGUGGGAGAGAGAGAGCGAAGGUUGCGGCGGCGCAUUACCAUCUGUGUAGGGGCAGAGUGAGUAGUGUGGGAGGAGAGCGAGAGAGAAAAGGAAACAAAGUAGUGGUCGGAGACAUGGAGGGGUGUUGCAGUGAGAUUAGUAGAAGAGCAGCAUCUAGUAAAGAUGAGGUCAAGCGUAUUGCCUGCCUUGUGAGUAGGGGGGGACGGUGAGAGGGUGAGGUCAAAAGAGGAGAGGAGUGGAAAGAAGGAGGCAGAGAGAAAUGAGUCAAAUGUGGACAUAGGGAGGUUGAAAUCCCCCAAAACUGUGAGGGGUGAGCCAUCCUCAGGAAAGGAACUUAUCAAGGCAUCAAGCUCAUUGAUGAACUCUCCAAGGGAACCUGGAGGGCGAUAGAUGACAAGGAUAUUAAGCUUAAAUGGGCUAGUGACUGUGACAGCAUGGAAUUCAAAUGAGGAGAUAGACAGAUGGGUUAGGGGAAAAAUUGAGAAUGUCCACUUGGGAGAGAUGAGGAUUCCUGUGCCACCACCCCUCUGACCAGAUGCUCUCGGGGUAUGCGAGAACACAUGGUCAGACGAGGAGAGAGCAGUAGGAGUAGCAGUGUUUUCAGUGGUAAUCCAUGUUUCCGUCAGCGCCAGGAAGUCGAGGGACUGGAGAUUAGCAUAGGCUGGGAUGAAGUCAGCUUUGUUGGCAGCAGAACGGCAGUUCCAGAGGCUGCCUGAGACCUGGAACUCCAGGUGUGGGGUGCGUGCAGGGACCACCAGGUUAGAGAGGCAGCAGCCACGCGGUGUGGGGCGUUUGUGUAGCCUGUGCAGAGAGGAGAGAACAGGGAUAGGCAGAGGCAUAGUUGACAGGCUGUAGCAAAUGGCUACAAUAAUGCAGAGGAGACUUUAUGAAGUCUAUAUACAGUAUAUAUAUAAAAAAAAUGUUUUUAUAACCAUACAGUAGUUACAAUGCUUUCGGAAAGUAUUCAGACCCCUUGACUUUUUCCACAUUUUGUUAAAUUACAGCCUUAUUCUAAAAUGGAAAAAACAUCCUUAGCAAUCUACACACAAUACCCCAUAAUGACAAAGCACAAACUGUUUUUUAGAAAUUUGUGCAAAUCUAUUAAAAAUAAAAAACAGAAAUACCUUAUUCACAUAAGUAUUCAGACACUUUGCUAUGAGACUCAAAAUUGAGCUCAGGUGCAUCCUGUUUCCACUGAUCAUCCUUGAGAUGUUUCUACAACUUGAAUGGAGUCCACCUGUGGUAAAUUCGAUUGAUUGGACAUGAUUUGGAAAGGCACACACCUGUCUAUAUAAGGUCCCACAGUUGACAUUGCAUGUCAGAGCAAAAACCAAGCCAUGAGGUCAAAGGAAUUGUCCUUAGAGCUCUGAGACAAGAUUUUGUCGAGGCACAGAUCUGGCGAAGGGUACCAAAAAUUGUCUGCAGCAUUGAAGGUCCCCAAGAACACAGUGGCCUCCAUCAUUCUUAAAUAAAGAAGUUUGGAACAACCAAGACUCUUCCUAGAGCUGGCCGCCCAGCCAAACUGAGCAAUCAGGGGAGAAGGGUCUAGGUCAGGGAGGUGACCAAGAACCCGAUGGUCACUCUGACAGAGCUCUAGAGUUCCUCUGUGGAGAUUAGAAGAACCUUCCAGAAAGACAACCAUCUCUGCAGCACUCCACCAAUCAAGUCUUUAUUGUAGAGUGACCAGACAGAGGCCACUCCUAGUAAAAGGCACAUGCCAGCCCGCUUGGAGUUUGCCAAAAGGUACCUAAAGUCUCUCAGACCAUAAGAAACAAGAUUCUUUGGUCUGAUGAAACCAAGAUUGAACCCUUUGGCCUGAAUGCCAAGAGUCACGUCUGGAAGAAACCUGGCACCAUCCCUACGGUGAAGCAUGGUGGUGGCAGCAUGACGCAGCGGCAGGGACUGGGAGACUAGAAAGGAUCGAGGCAAAGAUGAAUGGAGCAAAGUAUAGAGAGAUCCUUGAUGAAAACCUGCACCAGAGCACGAAGGACCUCAGACUGGGGUGAAGGUUCAACUUCCAACAGGACAACGACCCUAAGCACACAGCCAAGACAACGCAGGAGUGGCUUCGGGACAAGUCUCUGAAUAUCCUUGAGUGGCCCAGCCAGAGCCCGGACUAGAACAUCUCUGGAGAGACCUGAAAAUAGCUGUGCAGCAACGCUCCCCAUCCAACCUGACAGAGCUGAGAGGAUCUGCAGAGAAGAAUGGGAGAAACUCCCCAAAUACAGGUGUGCCAAGCUUGUAGCGUCAUACCCAAAAAGAGUCGAGGCUGUAAUCGCUGCCAAAGGUGCUUCAACAAAGUACUGAGUACAGUGUCUGAAUACUUAUGUAAAUGUGAUAUUUCAGUUUUUUGUUUUUGUAUAAAUUAGCAAACAUUUCUAAAAAACUGUUUUGGCUUUGUCAUUAUGGGGUAUUGUGUGUAGAUUGAUGAGGGGAAAAAACUAUUUAAUACAUUUUAGAAUAAGGCUGUAACCUAACAGAAUGUGGAAAAAGUCAAGGGGUCUGAAUACUUUCCGAAGGCAAUGUACCUUAGGUUCUUAAUAUAUAUGCAUUUAAGUGAUAUACUGUUGGCCCAUUACGUCAGUGUGUGUAACUCAAGUUUUUGCACAGAUCUUCCCGUCAACAUCAAUGCAUGAUUUAUGCCAAAGUCCAAGUUUAGUGCACACAUUUCAAGUUAGGAUUCGGACCAAAAUGAAUCCCAUUAUAAUACCAUCCGAUUAUUCUACUACUGACCACAAUAUCAUUCAAUUCAACAUUUAACUCAGCCCAACUUAAUUCGUACAGCCCAUUUGACCAUAAAAUUGAAUUAUGUGUAUAUUUCCUUAACCCUUUUCUACUGGCAGGGAUGACUGCUCGAUUGGAGCACUUGGAGAACCAGCUGCUGUCACGAAAAUGA